AUGUGUUGUUGCUUUAGUCCUCAUCUCAAAGCUCUGCUGCGCAAAAAUUGGAUUUUAUGGAAAAGAAACUACAAAUCUUCUUGCUGUGAAAUUAGUCUUCCAAUUUUAUUUAUAUUGCUGUUAAUGGCAUUAAGGUCCUAGAUUUCCAAAAAUAAUCUACCUGAAUAAUCUUUCUUAGAUAAUCCAUACCCGGUUUUUCCUACUUCAUCUCCAUCAUCAAAUGCAUUUAAUUAUUGCAACGAUUUAUCAAAUGGAGGAGGUAAAGUUGUUCUAAUACCAAAUAUUGACAUUACACAAAAAAUAGCAGCUCAGCUUUAAUAGUUUCCCAAUAUUGCAAAUUCUAUCACAUAUAUGCAGUCUAAUGAAUAGCUUGAUGAUUAAGUAACUUCUAGCAAGUAUGGUUUUUCAUACGAUAGAGUUUGUUUUGCUAUUGUGUUUAACUAAUAUGCAAAUAACAAUUACGAAUACUAUCUUAGAUUUAAUUCUUCAGAUAGCAGAGUUCCUGAAACGUUUUUAGGAAACUAUGAAAAUACUUUUAAAAAGUAAUAACUCAAUCUGAAUGAUAUGUAUAAUGAUAACGGAUUUACAGCAAUUGUAAAUAUAAUCUCCAAUGUUAUUUUACAAAAAGAGCAGAGCAAUCAAAAUCUUGUUAUUACACCUUACACAGUCCCUAUGAAAUAGGAAAAAUAAAUUUCAGAUAGUUUUUAUGAUACUGUUGGUAGUAAUGUUAACAUAUACUUAGUAUUACCUCUGAUUAUCACAUUUUUGCGAAUGACUAAUAGCAUUUUGAUAGAAAAAGAAAAAAAAAUUAGAGAAGGUAUGAAAAUGAUGGGAAUGGGUAAUGCUUCUUUCUACAUGUCUUGGAUUAUUACAUAUGCUAUUAUUUACUUAAUAAUUUCUGUUAUAGUCUCAGCUCUUCUCUUGGUCAAUAUUUAUGAUGGAGGAAGCUUCAUUUUCUUGCUGGUUUGGCAUUACUUAUUUUGCUUAACCUUACUAUUUUAAAGUUUGUUUGUUACUGUUUUCUUCACAAGAGCACGCAUAGGAUUACUAGCCUCUAUGAUAUUUUUCCUAUUACAACUUAUAUUAUUCUGGUCAUUUAACUUUAAUAAUAUAUCCUAAACAAAAAUUUAAAGUAUCGCUUUAAGUCCUCACACUGCUGCUUCUAUCUCAGCUUCACAUUUUGCCUUUUUCUAAUCUAAUAAAAAUACUAUUGACUUUGGCAUAUUAGAUAAAACAUUUAGCAACUACUAUGAAGGAUUUACUUUCAUCUCGUUCAUACUUAAUAUAGUUGUAUUCGGUAUUUUAUUCCUCUACUUAGAUUAAGUGUUCCCUAAUGAGUUUGGUAGUAAAAAACAUCCAUUGUUUUUCUUAGGAAUCGGUAAUCAUGAUUCCAAGGAUGAUAAAAAUGAACUUCUGGUAUAAUCAGAAAACAGCAAAACUGUGUUUGAGCCAGUAGAUGCAGCAUUAAGAACCUAAGCUGAAAAUAAUUAGGCUUUAGUUAUUAAAGGAUUAGUGAAAAUUUUUAAUACAAAUGGAGGACAAAAGAGAGCCGUUGAUAAUUUAUCAUUAGAAAUGUAUAAUAGUUAAGUUUUCUCAUUUUUAGGACAUAAUGGAGCUGGAAAAACUACUACUAUCUCAAUGAUAACAGGACUUCUUAACCCUACAGAAGGUGAAAUAAAAGUCAAAGGUUUGGAUGUUCGUUCGCAAAUGGGAGACAUAAGAAAAAUUAUGGGUGUUUGUCCUCAACAUGAUAUUUUAUUUGAUGAUUUGACAGUAAAAGAACAUUUGGAAUUAUAUAGUAAUCUUAAAGGCGUUCCUUAAAAUGAAUAAUAGAAGGCUAUUUCUAAAAUCAUUCAAGAUGUUGAUUUAACUGAAAAAACAAACUAUCUUAGCAAAAGUCUUUCUGGUGGAUAAAAGAGAAAACUAUCAGUCGCUAUUGCAUUUAUUGGUGGUAGCUAAGUAAUUUUAUUAGAUGAGCCUACAAGUGGAAUGGAUGUUGAAGCUCGUAGACAUAUUUGGGAUAUGCUUAAAAACUAUAAAUAAGACAAAAUUGUGAUAUUGACUACCCACUUUAUGGACGAAGCCGAUUAUUUAGGUGAUAGAAUAGGUAUUAUAUCUGAUGGAAAUUUAAAGUGUGUUGGCUCUAGCAUUUUCUUAAAAACAAAAUAUGGUAAAGGUUAUAAUUUUACAUUUGUGAAGACUGAAAAUACAUCCCCAUCUGAACCUCUCAUCAAAUUUAUGAAAGACAACAUGCCAGAAAGUGAUUUGAUUAGCGAUGUUUCUGCUGAAAUCGCUUUCUAAGUUCCCUUAAAAAAUAUAUCGUUAUUCCGUAACUUCUUUACACUUUUAGAAUAAUAAAAGUAGUAGCUACAUGUUAGAUCUUAUGGUAUAUCAAUUACUACAUUAGAAUAGGUUUUCUUGAGUGUUGCAAGUGAAAAUAACAAUCACAAUAAGCAUGUUGAAAAAAAAUAAUCUCUGAAAGUUGAUGACUUUAACUUAAAUUAAGUAAGAGUUAAGGGAGAAUUUAAUAUAUUUUGGACUCAUUUUAAGGCUUUGUGCUUAAAAAGAAUAAGAUAUUUCAAGAGAGACUUAGGAGGUUUUUUCUGCGAAAUCUUUUUACCUAUUAUAAUUAUAGUAAUUGGCAUGAGUCUUAAUAAGCUUUCAACUUUAGUAGAUCAACCAAAAUAGGUAUUGACUCCUGAACUUUACUCUAAAACUUAUAUGACAUAUUCAGGUAGCCCUAACAAUUAUCAAAACUUUGUGGAUAGCAUUCCUACUUAUGGAUCAAAUUCAUUUAAUAAAGUUCAAGAUCCUGCAGUUACUUUAGCUCAGCUAGAUAGCAACUUCUUUGCAAAGAAAAGUUUAGAAAAUAAAUUUGCUGUUUUCUACUAAUAUGAUAGCUCAAAACCUGAAACAUAUGUUUAUACAUCAAUACUAAACACAUAAAAUGGUGAUAUAGGUCCAUUAAGUAUUAAUGUAAUCAAUAACGGAAUCAUUAAUUCUAUAACAAAAAAACAGAUCAUUAUAACUCCAUACAAUUCCCCUUUGAAAAACAGCUAUUACACAACUCAAAUGAGUACAGCAUCUAGUGGUAUUUCCGCAGCAUUAAUGUUCUCUAUCGGUUUAAGUUUCAUACCAGCUAGUAUCAUUACUUUUAUUGUUAGAGAAAGAGAAGAGCAGAUUAAACAUUAAUAAAUUGUUUCUGGUGUCUCAGUUUUUGCCUAUUGGGUUUCUAACUUUUUUGUUGAUUUUGUUAAAUAUUUGGUCCCUGGAAUUAUUUGCCCUUUGUUUGCUUUAGCCUUUUCAGUCAAUUCUUUAACUGAAGAUGGAGUUUUUUCAUGUUUUUACAUUUUAUUUAUUCUCUACGGUCCUGCUAUAAUUCUAUUUACUUACGCAUUUAGUUUCACUUCAAAGAACUAUGGAAAUGCUUAAUUAGGAUCUUUCUUCUUACAUUUUGUCUUUGGUUGCAUUAUUUCUAUUACAUUAUUCUUUUUAAGAAUCAUUCCCCCUACUGCUUAAGCUUCAAAGAUCAUAUGCUGGUUUGUUCGUUUAAUACCUUCUCUUAGUUUUGGUUUAGGUAUUAUUAAUAUGACUUCAAGAUCGAUUUACUAAGUCUUAGAUAACUCUCCUACAAAAGAAUCUGCCUGGGCUAUUAGUAUAGCUGGAGGUGACAUUCUUAUGAUUGGACUCUCAGUAAUAUUCUAUAGUAUUGUAAUUUGGCUUAUCGAGAAAUUCCACAGUCUACAAAUGUUUAAUAAAGAAACAGAUAUUCCUUAUUAACCUAAAAAGAUAGACAGCGAUGUUUAAUAAGAAAUUGAAAAUGUUAAAACUUCUGAUCCCAAUGAUUACGUAAUUCAUGUUAAUGGAUUAAGAAAAGUCUUUAUUGAAAACAAAAGCAAUUACAAAGUAGCAGUUGAUAAUAUAAACUUCUGUAUUAAAAAUGGCGAAGUAUUUAGUUUGCUUGGUGUUAAUGGUGCAGGUAAGACAACAACCAUGAGAAUGCUAACAGGAGACGAAUAAAUUGUUACUGGCAAGGCUCAUAUACAAGGAUUUAAAAUUCCUGAUUAAAUAAAAGAUGCUUAGCAAUAUAUUGGAUAUUGCCCUUAAUUUGAUGCCCUUUUAGACAAUUUAACAUCACGCGAACAUCUUGAACUUUAUGCAGCUAUUAAAGGAAUUCCAUCUGACUUAAUUCCGUAAUUAGUUGAACAAAAACUUGAUGAAAUGAAUUUAAGAUAAUUUGAAAAUAUCUGUGCAGGUACUUAUAGUGGUGGUAAUAAGAGAAAAUUAUCAGUAGCAAUUGCAAUGUUAGGUAAUCCGCCUAUUGUAUUUUUGGAUGAACCUUCUACAGGUAUGGAUCCAGGUAAUAGAAGAUUUAUGUGGGAUGUUAUUAGCAGAAUCUCUACUGAGCGUAAAAGAUCUUCAAUUAUUUUAACAACUCAUUCAAUGGAAGAAGCAGAAGCGUUGUCAACUAAAGUUGGUAUUAUGGUAGCAGGUAAUUUCCAAUGCAUGGGUAGUGUUUAGCACUUAAAAAAUAAAUUUGGAAAUGGAUAUGAAAUUGAUAUUAGAACAGAACUGCCUACAAAGUAAGAAAUAUAAGAAUUGGCAAGAGAUACUGAUAUCAAAAUGUAAGUUGGAGUAACUCAAAUUAGAGAGUAUUUGAGCAAAAUUAAUGCCUUAGAUAUUUAUAAUACAAUAAAGCCUGACGGAUUUUGUGCCUAAUUAUAUUAUGAACUUUAAAGAAAAGAUUAAACUUAAGGUAUUGAUGCUAAGUUAAUAUUAGAAUUCGUAGCUAUGUUUAGAAAGACAUAAAAAGUAGAGGAAUACUUGAAAAAAACAUUUGGGGGUUUCUCAUUGAUUGAGUAAUUUAACAAUUUCUCAAGAUAUAGAAUAUAAUCUUAAUAAACUAUUGGAGAGAUUUUCAGUAUGCUUUAUGAGAAUGAGAAGUAAUUACAUUUUAACUAAUACACAGUUAAUUAACCAACACUGGAAUAAAUAUUUAAUUACAUGGCUAAACACGCAGAAAACACAACGACUGCAGAUUUUGCUUAAAAGCAAAACUAAUAAUAAUAAUAAUAGCACAUAUAGUAGAUAGAGUUAAGAUAAACCAAUUAAUAUUAAGGUCAAAAUAGCAAAAACAACCACUUCUUACUUCCUUAAAAUUUGGAAGCAAUAGAAUUGGACUAGGUUUAAAUUAAGUAAUAGCAAUAAAUAAACCAUAAUCAAAAGAGAUAUUGA
Tetrahymena thermophila SB210 is the source of this 5235-nucleotide messenger RNA. Its product is annotated as ABC transporter family protein. Gene Ontology annotation, molecular function: ATP binding; lipid carrier activity; ABC-type transporter activity. Gene Ontology annotation, cellular component: intracellular membrane-bounded organelle; membrane. Gene Ontology annotation, biological process: transmembrane transport; lipid transport. The transcript is spliced from 6 exons. The record is from RefSeq and is a predicted model, not a curated record. Lineage: Eukaryota; Ciliophora; Oligohymenophorea; Hymenostomatida; Tetrahymenidae.